CUUUUUUGUAGGUUAUUUUUUUAUUGUUUUUCUAUUUUUUUAUGAAAUAAAAGUUAUUAAUGGCAUUCAAAAAGAAGUCAAAACCACCUCCAAAGUUAACAAGGAAACAACAGCGAAAAGAGAAACGAAAAGAAAAGAAAUCGCGAAGGAAUGAUUUCUUUUCUAAGAAAAAUUUACAGCCUGGUGCUCUAGUGAGAAAUCCCGAUAGAGUUACAGAUCAAAAUGAUAGUCAAACUGAUUUAAUAGUCCCCACCGAGAAUCAUGAAAAAAAUAACAAAGAAAGCGUCAAUCAUGGGGGUCACAAUAAGGAAAUUAGUACUGAACAACUACGGAAAAAAGAAAAAAAGGAACAAAAGAGAAUUGAAGCUGAUAUGAAAAAGCAAAGAAGCAAACAGCUUGUAGAAGCCAAUAAAGAGGAAGAUAAAAUAAUUAGGCUAAUGGAAAAACAGCUAGGAUUAAAGAAACGCAAAUCAAAAGCUAUACCUAAAGGCUUUACAGAAGAUGGUUUAGACUAUUUAUUAGAGGUUGUUGACCCGGAGUAUCUGAAACAUGGUGUAGCUGCUGAACAAGGUUUUGAACAAGCAAAUAAUGAUUUUGAAGAAGAUUUUGCACUAAUGACAGACAAACCAAAAAAGAAAGAUCCCAAAAUCUCUUUACCAAAGAGUAAAAAGACCAAAGUCAGUGUUAAAGCUAAAGAAAUUAGCGAAGAUGAUGAAGAAGCAAGUGAAGAACUAGAAGAAAAUAGUGCAGAAUUAGAAGAAACUGAAGAGGUAGAUGAAGAAUCAGAGAAUAGUGAUGCCAGUGAAGAAUUUGAUGAUCCUGAACUUAUGAGUGAUAGUGAAGAUGAUGACAAUAAUGAUAUAAAUGAAGAAUUUGAAGAUGAUGAUGUAGAGAGUGAUGGAGAUGAUAUUGAAGAUGAAGAAGACAUCGAAUUUGAAGCUAUCCGCAACAAAAAUAAAAGCAAAAAGAGAAAAUUGGAGGAAGAUGUAGUACCCAAUAAAAAGAAGAAAAAUAUGGUAUUAGCAGAUGGUUCUAAUAGUGAAAAUGAUGAAAGUGAUGGAAAUAAUGAUAAUUUUGAUGCUGUUGAUACAAAUGAAAUCGACCUGGAAGGUCAAGAACUAUCAGAUGGUGACGAUGGCAGUUAUAAUGAGGAUGAUUCUGAUUCUGGAGAAAAAGAUGUCCAUAAAGGUGCUGCUAAACAGUUUCCAGAUGGUACUUGGGAAGAUAUAUAUGGUAGACUGAGAGGAAAAGAUGGAUCUAUUAUUACAAAUAAAUCGGAGUCCAAAUAUGUACCACCUGCAUUGAGGGCAAAGGAAAAUGAUAAAAAAAGAACAGAACAGUUAAAUCGACUAAGAAAACAAUUGAAAGGUUUAAUAAACAGAUUGGCGGAAAGCAACAUGCACAGCAUAGCAUCUCAAAUCGAAGAUCUGUACAUGAACAACAGUAGAAACGAUAUGAAUGAUACUUUAACAAACCUAAUGAUGGAAUCACUGGUAGCCGAAGUACUAACUCCGGAAAGGCUGAUGAUUGAGCAUGUGGUUCUUCUUAUUGUACUUCACGCUAAUGUUGGAACAGAAGUUGGUGCCCAUUUCUUGCAGCACAUAGCCAAAAAAUUUGACGAAAAUUUCAACAGUGACCAGGAAGUUGAAAAUAAAACAUUGGAUAAUCUAGUGUGUAUAAUAGCUCAACUAUAUAACUUUAAAUUGUUCGAUUCGAGAUUGGUAUACGAGGUGUUGCAAAAACUGGCCUAUAACUUCAAGGAAAAAGAUGUAGAAUGUAUUUUACAUAUUUUGAGGAGUAUCGGUUUCAGUUUGAGGAAAGACGACCCUUUGGCUCUGAAAAAUUUGAUUUUGGAGCUUCAGAACAAAGCGAAUAAUAUUUCUGAAAAAGAGAAAGAUAAUUCGCGAGUGAAGUUCAUGUUGGACAUUCUAUUGGCGAUCAAGAACAAUAACAUGAGCAAGAUUCCUAACUAUGACGUAUCAUAUUCGGAACAUUUAAAGAAAGUUAUGAAGGGGUUUAUACGGAAAGGGAACUACGUGACGGAGUUGAAUAUUUCGUUGGAAGAUUUGUUAAAAGCUGAUCAAAGAGGAAGAUGGUGGGUUGUGGGUUCUGCUUGGACGGGAACAGAAACGGAAAAUCAAACGAAUAUUGACAAACCUGAAAAAUCCGAAGGAUUUUCAUCUAAAUUGUUAGAGUUAGCAAGAAAGCAGAGGAUGAACACUGACGUUAGAAGAAAUAUCUUUUGUAUACUUAUGUCUGCUGAGGAUUAUAUGGAUGCAUUCGAGAGACUUCUGAAACUUGGCCUUAAAAAUACACAAGAAAGGGAAAUAAUUAACGUCAUAUUGCAUUGCUGUCUUCAAGAAAAGCAAUACAAUCCUUAUUAUGGGCAUUUAGCUCAGAGAUUUUGUGAUCUCGAUAGGAAAUAUCAGCUUACAAUAAAAUACUCGAUUUGGGAUAAAAUUAAAACCAUAAGCGACCAUUCUGGAUCUCAACUAUCUAAUUUAGCGAAAUUAUUAAUUCAUCUUUUCAUAGAAAAAGGCCUUCCAAUAUCCACUUUAAAGGUGAUGCAAUUCAGCGAAUUAGACAAGAUGACUCUACGUUUUACCAGACAGAUCUUGCUAGGAAUUCUGUUACACAAAGACGUAGAAGCUUCUUUAUCAGUAUUCGCCAGAGUGUCGCAGUCAGAAAAGUUAAAAUUGUUCAGAGAAAGCAUGCGAUUAUUUAUUCAUCACUUCCUUCUACGAAAUCUUAAAACCGAUAAAGUACCUGAAGAUCAAAAGAUGUUACUCGAAAGUAGGGCCAAGAUGGUGGAGAAGGUUUUAGCUUCUAAGGAAGUCAGAGUGAGCUAGCAUUAAAAAAUAAAGUCUGUGAUUUUAUA
Messenger RNA from Diabrotica balteata, 2878 nucleotides. The record is from the annotation of a GenBank genome assembly. NCBI's taxonomy places the organism in Eukaryota, Metazoa, Arthropoda, Insecta, Coleoptera, Chrysomelidae.